Messenger RNA from Panicum hallii, 830 nucleotides. RefSeq lists its product as uncharacterized. Bases 207 to 572 code for a protein of 121 amino acids. The transcript is spliced from 3 exons. The record is from RefSeq and is a predicted model, not a curated record. NCBI's taxonomy places the organism in Eukaryota, Viridiplantae, Streptophyta, Magnoliopsida, Poales, Poaceae.
ACCAAACCGCACACGCCGCCGCCGUCUCCGCCCUCCGAGGGCCCAGGCCAAACCGCGCCGCGCACGACCCCCCUCACCGCCGGCGUCGCUCUGCUUCGCAGGCGUCCGGCGCGGCGAGCCUGGGCGUCGCUCUGCGGCCGCCCCCUCCUCUGCUGAUUCUCGCUCGGUUCGCUGGCAUUCGCGCCCGUAACAGGGUUUUGUCGCAGAUGGCGUCGGAAGAGGCGGAGCGUGCCGUCAUCGCGGAGGCGGUCGCCGCGAGGGCGAGGGACCUGGUCCGGGCCCUCCUCGCGCCUGGAGGCCUGAUGAGCGUCGAGGACGCAGGGGUGACCGUGGCCGUCAGCGUGAAGAGCUGCCUCGCCAAGAUUUCCCGUGAGAACCUCAACGUGUGCAGUCCUCAGGACGUCGAGAAGCUGGCCGUCGCGGACACCCUCACCGUCGUCGUCAACCUCGGUGCUGGAUCACUGACCGCACCCCAUAGCAUGGUAGAGGAGUCAAUCACCAAGGCAGUUGUGGCUUCCAGUGCCCAGGUGGGAGAUACGAGUACCUCUUCGGACUGCAUUUUUGCUCUUUGAUACUUGGUUGUGACUUUCUGCUACGUGGUGGCACUACUUGCACUGUUUGUUGUUCGUCUUAGCAACUAGUGACCUUGAUAUGAUGUAGAUCCUUUGUCUAGCUCGUAUAGCUGAAUGGUGAAAUUUGUGGUGAUUACUUCUGGAUAACACGGUAACAUCCAUUGAACUUUCGUCUCUUGGUGGCACAAAAAUAAUGAAAUUCUAUGGUAAACUGGUAAUUAGUAUGAUAUGAUAUGAUAUGAGCAACUGCUUUUCGUA